UGCGUCGCAUUUGGCCGAUAUCGGAAAAUUGAAAAAAUACCGAGUUUUUUCCUAAUGUUCCUCUCAUUUAAAUUGUCAAUGUUUUUUUUUAAUUAGUUUAAGUAAAAGUCUAUAAUUGCUAUCUUCUUAAGUAAAAUCUACUGAGCGUUUUACUCAGUUAAGUUAAAAUUGCCGCUCAUAAGCGACACAUCAACUGGUAAGGCACCACAGGUCCCUAUGAAUAUGAACUCAUAAACUCCUUCUAAACCAAAAAAAUUGUGAGUCCCGAGACAAUGGAACCUACCACAACAUUUGUAGAAGAUUGGCUCUGCUAUGAGCAUAUUUUAGGCGAAGGGGCUUAUGGAGAAGUUCGCCUGCUGGUACACAAAAGAACUGAUGAAAAAAUUGCCUGUAAGAUCAUCGAUCAUGCCAAGUACAAAGAUGCAAAAACCAAUAUAGAAAGAGAAGUGAUGAUACACAGUAUGCUAAGCCAUGAAAAUAUUAUUAAGUAUUAUGGUCGGAGGCAGGAGCCGAAAAAAGAAUAUGUGUUUUUAGAGUAUGCUGCUGGUGGCGAGUUAUUUCAAAUGAUUGAGCCUGAUAUUGGUAUGCCCUCCCCGACUGCUCAGUUGUUCAUGAAACACAUAUUGAAUGGGGUGGAUUACUUGCACAAAAAGGGCAUUGCCCAUAGGGAUAUUAAGCCUGAAAAUUUACUGAUUAAUGCCGAAGGGGUAUUAAAGAUUAGUGAUUUUGGGUUGGCCACCAUUUUUAGAUUAAAAGGGAAAGAAAGGAAGUUGGACAAAAGGUGUGGUACCAAGCCUUAUUUAGCUCCCGAGGUUUUAAAGAAGCCUUACUUUGCUAAACCAGCAGAUAUAUGGAGUUGCGGCAUAGUUUUUGUAGCAAUGCUUACCGGUGAGCUGCCCUGGGCAGAAACCACAGAUAGCAACGAGGAGUUUCGUAAAUGGCGGGAGGAUGAUUACUUAUCAGAGAGUCCUUGGUCUAAACUGGGUAAUACAGCCCUAAGCUUCGCCAGGCAGAUAUUACAUGAAAUUCCAGAAAAAAGACUCACUCUGGAGCAAAUUGUUAAGCAUCCCUGGAUGCGGUUUAAUUUCGGGGAAGAAGAUCCUGUAGACCCCAUAGACGACGCGCAACCAACCAACCCGGCAAAACGUUGGAACUCCACAGUGGAAUCCGAAACGAAACUAACCAGAGACACCCCGACGGUAACCUUGUCACAACCGGCGAUGUUCCUCGGUCGUACCCCCUGUAUGGACCAACUGGUGAACGACCUCGUGAAAACGACCAGACAAGACCAGGUGUGCUUCUCGCAACCGGUGCGUAACGACGACGUCAUCCUGCAGUUCACCCAGAGUCGCGUCACCAGGGAAAACUUCGACCAUCUGGUCAAGAGGAUGACCCGCUUUUAUAUGGAUUGUAAAUUGGAAAAAGCGUUGGAACGACUCAGGUCGUUGCUGGACGGUAUGCAUUACAAUUGGACCCUGGACGCUGCCGGCACGGUGACGAUAUCGACGGUCGACAGGCAAAAGAACCAGCUGGCGUUCAAGGUGAACUUGAUGGAAAUGGACGGCAGGAUUUUGACGGACUUCCGGUUGUCCAAGGGGUGCGGUUUGGAGUUUAAGAAGCAUUUUAUUAAGAUUAAAAGUGGGAUUUUGAAGAGCGCUUAGGGGCCUCACGUUUGUUUUGAUUAAGUGUGUUUUUUAUGCCGUAUUAUUGUUAAUAAAAGUUGAUGUUAAACUGUAAUAAAACGAUUUAAAUGGUUUAAA
This is a messenger RNA of Anthonomus grandis grandis, 1760 nucleotides long. RefSeq names its product serine/threonine-protein kinase grp (gene grp). Gene Ontology annotation, biological process: intracellular signal transduction; protein phosphorylation; microtubule cytoskeleton organization. The coding region runs from base 273 to 1661 and encodes 462 amino acids. Gene Ontology annotation, cellular component: cytoplasm. Gene Ontology annotation, molecular function: ATP binding; tau-protein kinase activity; protein serine/threonine kinase activity. The record is from RefSeq and is a predicted model, not a curated record. The transcript is spliced from 7 exons. NCBI's taxonomy places the organism in Eukaryota, Metazoa, Arthropoda, Insecta, Coleoptera, Curculionidae.